Molecule: messenger RNA, 1569 nt
Organism: Trypanosoma theileri
Lineage: Eukaryota; Euglenozoa; Kinetoplastea; Trypanosomatida; Trypanosomatidae
Product: DNA ligase
Exons: 1
Coding region: 1-1569 (522 amino acids)
Biological process (GO): DNA repair; DNA recombination
Molecular function (GO): ATP binding; DNA ligase (ATP) activity
Source: RefSeq, a predicted model, not a curated record
AUGCAAUUAAAUCGUCCAAUUCUUUCUCCAAUCUUUACCGCUACAUUAUGUCUCCUUGCCCGUUCCCCACCCAACCGUUCUCUCACGGUGCGGCCCGAUAGUUUGGCCUCUUUCCAUCCGGCCUUGGCCCGCACUUGGCUCACCGCCGCCUCUAAUAAACUCCUGCAGCCUCAACAUGUACUUCCAACAAGCCGCAAACUCGCAUGGUGGCGUUGUUCACAUUGCCAUCAUGAACAUCACAAACGCAUUGAUCUCCACGUGGCUGCCGGUGGGGCGUGUCCAAAGUGUAAACACAUGCCAACUCUGCAGAGUAAUGAGAAUGGAAAUAACUAUGCCAGUAGUAGCAAUAAUAAUGAUGGGAUUGAUGUUAACAAUAGUAGUGAUAACAAGAAGAAGAAGAAAAAGGAAAAUGUGGAGAUAAUGAUAAAUCAGGUGAAGCAUCGUUGUCGUCCAGAUAACUCACGUUCUGUGUUGGCAGCUGAUAAUGCCAAUCGUGUGAAAAGUAGUAUUGCCGAUGAUGGAUAUUUACGUGUGGUAGAAACCCGCAAUCUACUACCCAUGCUCGCUCGAAAUUAUACAAAUGAAGAAGAUAAAAUAGAUGAGAAUGAACUUCUUUAUGUUUCUCCUAAAUUGGAUGGAGUUCGUUGUAUUGUAGCUUGGAAUGCACAGAAAAAAGGUUUAUGUUUCUUCAGUCGCUCGGGAACUCUCUUUGAGUGUUGUGAUCACCGCAUUGAACCCGCCCUACGGCCUUUAUUUGAAAAAGAUCCCACACUCGUAUUAGAUGGGGAAUUAUAUAAUCACAAUGUAGAUGACUUUGAGCAGUUGGUCUCCGCUAUUCGUACAACUCGAGAACGACGUACACCGAGUAUUGAACAACUUCAAGGAAAACUUCAAUAUCAUGUCUUUGAUAUUAUGUAUGCGAAGAAAUUCUCUGAUAUGUCUUGUGUACCUUACUCUAAACGAUAUGCCUAUCUUCAGAGUAUGAUAAGUACACUGACUUCAUCCCUGCGAGAAGAGAAUGGAUGUAAAGCAGUUGAAUUAGUCCCUUCCAUUGCGGUAGAAAAGUCUAACAUGCAGCGUGUAUUGCGACUUUCAUUAGCAGACGGAUAUGAAGGCAUUAUUGUACGGCGUGAUGGACCCACUUCUUCUGCUAUUACUAUCACUAAUAAUAAUAAUAAUAAGAAGAAGAAGAAUAAGAAUAGUAAUAGUAAUAAUAGUAAGAAGAACCGUAUUGGGGUUAUUGGUUAUGCCUAUGGUUCUCGUUCGCCCAAUCUACUUAAAUACAAAGUCAUGCAAGAUGAUGAGUAUGUAAUCGUCUCUGGUGUGGAGGGACGAGGAAAGUGGAAGGGUUGUCUCGGUGCGUUUGUCUGCCGUACAAAAGGCGGUCAUCACUUCACCGUAGCCCCAGCGACAACAGAAGAGAAUAAACGAAAUAUGUGGAAUCGCUUAAAGACAUAUAAAGGAAAGGUACUCACCGUGCAGUAUCAGGAACUCUCCGCGAAUGGGGUUCCACGGUUUCCUAUUGGGAAGUGUGUGCGGGGGGCGAAAAGUGGUGAGGAUUGGAUAUGA